AAAAAUUCACAGAUUCUAAAAUAACAUUAGUCGCCAUGUUUGAUGAUAAGCACGGGGACCGCAGCAGAAUAAAAAAAACAAAAUCAAAUUUAUUUUACCCAAAUCAUAAAGUGCAUCUAUUUUCAAUUACGACGUUUUUCUAGUUUACACUUGACCUCUUGUUUGUAUCGCGAUUUAUUUCCGGCAAGGUGCGGUGAAAAUUGAAAAAAUGGCAGAAAAUUCACAAUUAUACGGUGAGCAAUUGUUGGACCUCGAGAUUUCAUACCCGGAGGUGAACCUGGAGAUGGAAGACGACGAGGAGGAUGGAUCAUCGAAGAGAUUUGCAGAGAAAUCGGGCCAGAUAAGCGAUUUUCGUUUUGCAACCGCUUUGCGCCGCUUCGGGAGUGUUUUGAUACAAAAAAGCCAAACACCGCAAAUGAAGAAGCUAAAAGCAGGAGCGAUUAAGGAGAUGGCCAUGCAUUUCUUGCUGGAAACCGGAGUGGAAUUGACAGAAAAACAAAUUAUGAAGAAGGUCAAUAACAUGAAAUCCAGGAUCAAGUCGAAGACGGACAAAAAGGCCACCGGUAAUAGGCAAAUUUGCUUAAAUUCCGGUGAAAAAAUUUUCUACGACCUCCUGGGAGCUGAAGAAAAUCCGGCAGUAUCAAAAGUAAACUAUGGUGUUUCGGUGGGAUCAAGUGCUAUUGCUUUGAAAAGGCAGAGUAUUGGGAUUAUUUCCGACGACGAUGAAGACAUCUUACAAUCACCGGUCAAAGCGGCGCUUAACGAUUCAGGAACAUCCAACGUUUUGACAGAAUCCGGUCAAAUUGCUGCCGGAAAAUCGCUGCCAUUACAAGAGAAAUUCAUACCACCUCCAUCAAAAGUUGGGCGGUUUACAGGAAAGGCUCGUAUCCAACCAUCUGAACAUCGACUCGACCCCGACAAGCUCUCGAAUAGUCAACUGCAGCAAAAGGUGCUGGUCAAGCAGUUCGAAGUCCUCGAGCAGCAACAGCGAAUCAACGACAAGUUAGAGAGCGUGCUUGAUAAGGCUGGAGACUUGUUGAACCGCUAUUUGAAAUGAAGAGGCUAUUAACAACAAACAAUAUGAAUAUGGAAACGGAUUUUUUUUAUUGAAUUUAUUUCGAAUCAGUUCGUAAGAUAAAUAAAAAUAAGUGUUUUAU
Messenger RNA from Armigeres subalbatus, 1157 nucleotides. RefSeq lists its product as uncharacterized. The transcript has 3 exons. The record is from RefSeq and is a predicted model, not a curated record. Lineage: Eukaryota; Metazoa; Arthropoda; Insecta; Diptera; Culicidae. The coding region runs from base 209 to 1057 and encodes 282 amino acids.